GCUGGUCACCAUGGCAACCACAAGCAUUGGAAAGGCUAAUAAAGGAAGUGUCUCUCUCUCUUCAUUCCCUCUCUCUAUCUCUCUGUCUGUCUCUAAUGUUUCUGUGGUUGUUGACUGUAUUAUAUCUGCUGAGCAGCAGCACACGAGCGAGCUGAAGGAUUUCAGGAGGAGAGACAAACAGAGAGAGAGAUCGGUGUCGUCUGUGUUCAUCCGGAGAGGGAUUCUGUGUUCUUCUGAUUAGGGAAUGUGAUGCCACUGGACGUGAUGGAUCUUUCAGACUGAGGAUAUUUUCAUGGAUCAUCGGUGAAUUAUGACACACGGACAUCAUUUGGAAAAUCUACCUGAGGAUGAGCACACAGAAGAGGAGACGCGUUCGACCAUCUGUCCGUUAUGUCGUCAGAGUUUUGACGUUCCCCUGAUGUUGCCGUGUUCUCACACACUGUGUGCUCGCUGUCUGACCGGAGGGGCGCGGCUCGACCGCUGUAAGGGCGGAGUUAGGGGCGUAUCAUCUGCCUCACAUCCAAUCUGCGCUGUGCUCUGUCCCGACUGUUGCCACAGCGUUGAGCUGCCCUGUUUUGAUUGGUCAUCUGCUACGACCUGCCUGCCCUUUGACCCCACGGUGACCUAUGACCCUAAAGUGAGGGGGGAGAUCGAGGAACGGACAUGGCAGACAGAUGGCAGUGUGGAUCUUUCUGAAGAAGAAAUGGAACAAUCCGUGUCAGGUCUGAUCUUUAGCCUCGAUUCGUCCUGCUCUGAUUCAGUGCUUCACUUGUCAAACUCUGCCCUCACCAUAACCUUCAAAGGUCACACAUGCCUCCCGAGUGACCCCAGUGAUCAGGAACAGGGUCGCGUCUUCUGUCCACUUCCUCAAGUGUGUGGGAGUGUCGCCGUCUCUAGAGGACAGUUCUACUGGGAGGUUGACGUCUGCAACAGCGCUCUCUAUAGAAUAGGUGUGAUCUCACCAUCUGAUGGUCGAGGCUGGUGGAUUGAGAAGCGUGGCUCUGCAUUUCACACUGUUUUUGACGGGCGCUAUGAGCUCCUCCCCUCUGUGCCCCCUCAGCUGAAGACAGUGGGCGUGUUUCUGAAUGUGGGCGGGGCUUCGAUCACCUUCCACAAUCCUGUAACUCAAGAGUUUCUUGCUGCCAUCCCCUCCCACUUCACCGUUCCUCUCCGGCCUGCUCUUCAACUGGGCCAGGGUCGCCUCAAGCUCCGCCCCGGCCUGCCACCGCCCAAUCACGUCUUUCUCAGCCAUAACUCCACCUAUCGGGGCCCGGGAGGGGCGGGAAGAGGGCGCUGGAGGCAGGAUGUGUCGUUUGGUUCUGUAAGAACUGUGAUCCAGAAGUUUGAAGGGAUGUCGGCCGAGUCGGACUCCGAUUCAGGACUUAUGUCCAAUGUCAGCUCCAGUUCGACUCUCGGCUCGCUGUCAGAGCGCAACAACAGUACAGAGGGGCUCUGUGAGAGAACCUAGUGAGCGUCCAGUGUUAGGAUAGUAAAAUAAGGGAAGAGAAAAUGGGUCUAAUUUGGUCAUGUGUAACAUGGGGGCUAAUGGGGGUAUUCCCCAUGACCUGACCAACAGCGAAAUGAUCAACGGGCACUCCACCCCCCAGAAUGAUGGUGAGCCUUGUUCCCAUAUCUUUUGCGGAUGACUCAAAAAUGGCGUGUCCGAUCACACUCUACAAUACUGUAUUUUGGUGAAAAGUCAUCUGUCACUUGGUAGAAGCUCAAGAAAUUACACAAAUGCCAACAUGGACAGGUUGGAUGACAUGCCUGCAUUAAAUACAGCUUGACUUGCAGCGAGAAUAAACAUGGUAGGCCAUCCUACAACCAUCCAACAAUAGUUAUUUAAGAAUUGACAUUCCAAAUAAAUGCCAGAUCACUUAUUACCGUAAUACUCGUACUUCUAUAUUUACUCUAUUUAUAUUUUUUUACUUUUAAACAGACAGGAUGCCCUCAUAAGCAUUAAAAAAUGCCCCUGAAGGGGGGGCCUGGGUAUCUCAGUGGUAAAGACGCUGGCUAUCACCCCUGGAGUUCGCUAGUUUGAAUCCAGGGCGUGCCGAGUGACUCCAGCCAGGUCUCCUAAGCAACCAAAUUGGCCCGGUUACUAGGGAGGCAAUGAUUAGUGGGUCUCGCUCUCUGUGGUGCUUGUGUUGAGUUGUGCGUGGAUGCGGCGGAGAAUAGCGUGAAGCCUCCACAUGCCGGGGACAGAUUACCAACUGGGCCAAUGGGGCCAAAGCCCAGGGGCCCUUGACAGCCCUGGGGGACGUGGGGGACUUUGAGGUUGCACGAUCUAGCUCUAGAUCUAGAUCCCCCCACUCUAAAACACCGUCAACAACUUUUGGAGGGGGGCUCUUGGAGAUAAUUGGCUCCGGGGCCUGUGCAAGACAUAAACGUCCCUACCACAUGCGCUACGUCUCCGCGGUAACGCGCUCAAUGAGUCACGUGAUAAGAUGCGAGGAUUGACGGUCUCAGACGCGGAGGCGACUGAGAUUCGUCCUCGUCCACCCGGAUUGUGGCGAGUCACUACGCCACCACGAGGACUUGGAGCGCAUUGGGAAUUGGGCGUUCCAAAAUGGGAGAAAAAGAGGGGAAAAAAUGCCCCUGAAAAUCUAAUUAUUUAAUGAAAGUUAUUUUCUGACAUGAUACAUUAUGAGAGACGUGAAUCUAGCACAGCUAUGUAAGGAAGCACUUUCCUAGGACAACGUCAAAAUAUUUGGCCACUGACCAAUCCCAAUCAAGUAUUCCGGAGAGACGACUAAUACGCCAUCCUCUCUCUCUCUCUCUCUCACACACAUUCACUCACUUCUUGUUUGUGUCUUCAUCAGACCACCCAGACUGAGCAUCAAACCGCACGUCUUGCAUACGGUCUCCUUAAAAAUCGAUCAUUCCAAUCGGUCUGAGAUGAUAUUCGUAUGCGACCAAACGAGUGCAUUAAUGCGCCGUUGGAAAACAAGCAUGGAAGUCAUUUAGCCUGUAAACAAAAACAUGUUUAUGUGUGUAUGUUGCACAGGGAGAGCAGAAACUGGUAAACAGGAUAUUUUAAAGAGGAGAUACUGAAUUCUCAUCCGAAUCGCUAGAAGAGAAUCUUACUCUGAGAAGCAGGACACUUCCAUUUGCUCUCCAUUUAAUGUCAUUGAGGAAACAGUUGAGAUAUUAAAGAGAUCACACUUGUGAUUUGUCUUUCCAACGAGUGAAUUUGUUCUCUGUGGCUCCUGUUGAGUUUCACAGAGGUGAGAAAGCACAACUCAAGACCUUCUGUUGGCGCCUGUCUGCUUCCCUUCAAGAGCGAAUAUACAUGAAGGAGGUUCAUUUGCAUUUUAAAUGAGUAAUUCAGUGACCUGUUGACUUCAUGUGCAUCUCAUUAUUCUUUCAUUAUGGCCGUGCAUUCAUGCCGUGACACCCUCGAGAACAGCAUAUCAGUGUGUUCCCGGUUUCU
Messenger RNA from Xyrauchen texanus (razorback sucker), 3433 nucleotides. RefSeq lists its product as uncharacterized. The coding region runs from base 311 to 1468 and encodes 385 amino acids. The record is from RefSeq and is a predicted model, not a curated record. Lineage: Eukaryota; Metazoa; Chordata; Actinopteri; Cypriniformes; Catostomidae. The transcript is spliced from 4 exons.